Molecule: messenger RNA, 456 nt
Organism: Physeter macrocephalus (sperm whale)
Lineage: Eukaryota; Metazoa; Chordata; Mammalia; Artiodactyla; Physeteridae
Product: calmodulin-alpha
Exons: 5
Coding region: 139-456 (105 amino acids)
Molecular function (GO): enzyme regulator activity; calcium ion binding
Source: RefSeq, a predicted model, not a curated record
UUUGGCGUGCGGCGGAGGGAUCUGGCGGAGGGAGGUGUUUAUGAGGCGCUGGGGGCGGAGGAGGAGAAUUAGUCCGAGUGGAGCGAGCGAGCCGAGUGGUUGUGUAGUCGAGUCCCGGAGACCGGUAGCGCUUGCAGCAUGGCUGACCAACUGACUGAAGAGCAGAUUGCAGAAUUCAAAGAAGCUUUUUCACUAUUUGACAAGGAUGGUGAUGGAACUAUAACAACAAAGGAGUUGGGAACUGUAAUGAGGUCUCUUGGGCAGAAUCCCACAGAAGCAGAGUUACAGGACAUGAUUAAUGAGGUGGAUGCUGAUGGUAAUGGCACAAUUGACUUCCCGGAAUUUCUGACAAUGAUGGCAAGAAAAAUGAAAGACACAGACAGUGAAGAAGAAAUUAGAGAAGCAUUCCGUGUGUUUGAUAAGGAUAAAAAGAUAUCAGGACCUCUUAAUCUGUGA